This is a messenger RNA of Phyllotreta striolata, 9861 nucleotides long. The record is from the annotation of a GenBank genome assembly. NCBI's taxonomy places the organism in Eukaryota, Metazoa, Arthropoda, Insecta, Coleoptera, Chrysomelidae.
AUGUGUGAUGCUUGUUCCGAUUUUCUUCAACUAUUAGUUUCUUAUGAGGCUCAGUUCUGUUCAGAAACGAAUGAACAGCCUAUUUUAACAGGAAGAGAUGUAGAUACAGUUUUUGUUUACGUGCAAACCUGGCCAGCAAGGCAAUGUAUGUGCUGUUAUCGCGAUCCAAAAAACCUGGAACGCUUCAGUUUCGUCACACAAGGCCUCAUUUACAUGGCAGCUAGUCAGCUAAAGAUCCUUGCAGAGAAAGGUGCCGAAGAAAAUAAAAAAACCGAGCAAUCCGAGGUCGCAACUUCCAAAAGCAACAAAACAGAUGAGGAAAAAGAGAGCCCAGAAGUUAUCGAACGAGACAAACUGUUGAUUUUAGUAUCGAAAAUUUUCCUUUUGAACUUUCCCCUUUAUGUGGCUUACAAACACACGAUUCAAGCGAAAUUAGAUGAAUUAACUCAGCAAGAAAUGCAAAAUUUGAAUCUAUUUUGCGACCUACACGAUUCGGAGAUUCCUAUUUAUUUGCUGAAGAAUGUCAGUUGGUUUUGCAAAAUGGGCGGUCUACUCGCAAUGACUACAUGCUUUACUCAAUUAUCUCCGGAACUGUUACCUAUAUCAACAGCUCACGCUAUGAUCUCUAUUGUGUGCAAUUUAAAAUUAUGGAUGAAUUACAAGAGUAUGGUGUCCAUGUUAGUACCGUUAAGAUCGUGCGUACUGAGAUAUAUGUGUAAACUGUCUGAUCAGGAUUUAAGAACGCCAACAAUAAAAAGCAUGGCAGAUUUUAUGUGGAAUGCUAUUAAAGAUCCUUUGGAUUCGCACAUUGCCUUCGACGUGGACAGCUUGGAUUUAGCAUUCAAAUAUUUUACAUCGAGCACAUUAACAAUGCGUUUGGCUGGAAUUACCCAAAUAAACAACCAAAUCGGUUUAUUAGCCGAGAUUUGCGUUGGCGAAUCCUUGCCCGAAGCUGAAGCUGCUCCAAGACAAAUGGCCGAUUGGUUGAUAAAUAAUAGCAUUAUUUCUCACAUAUUCGGUCCUAAUUUACAUGUAGAAGUAAUAAAACAGAGCCAUAUUAUAUUGAAUUUCCUCGCAAUGGAAGGUAGAAUAACGUGCGAUCACAUGGAUAUCAUUUGGGCAGCUGCACAAUUGAAACAUUGCUCGAAACCCGUUCAUGAUCUACUACCUGGCUUGGUUAAACACCUGGCUGCUGCACCUACAUUACACUUGUACAGUCUUUUAACGAAAUUAGAACCCAAAGAUCACACAGAACAAACUUUAUAUUUGGCAUCGGCGUUAAUAAAAGCUCUAUGGUCAAGAGGUGGCGGUUCGACUGAAAUUGGCCUCAUAAACGUAGCAGCUUCGAAUGCAGGCAUAGCCCUGCACAAAUGUACAACAUCAUCUGAAAACAGCGUUAGUUUGGAUCCCAGUAAUUCAGAAGAAGAACAUGGUGACAGCUCUGCUCAAUCCGAAAGCCGUAAAAGCGAAAGCGAGGAAAUCGACGGGGUGGAAAUCGACGAAGAAGAGAACAUUAUCGCAGAUAACAACGGCCCGCCUCCUUGCAAAUUGGCCCGAAAGCAUGUCAUCGAAAGAGUUCAUUGUAACGGCAGUAGUACAGACUCCGAAUUAGACGGGAUCGCUAUAAAUACUGCUUAUCCCGUCAACCCGAAGUGGUCGAGCCAAGGGAAGAACAAAAGCGAAAAACGAGUGCACGUUCGAAAAAAAGCACCACCAAAUGUUACAGUGUUGCCGGAAGGGGUGGAGAAUAUUCCAUCUAGCACAUCACAAGAUGAAGCUGACACCGAAGAUUCGCCAUCGAAAAUGCGAAAAAGGAGGAAACUGUUGAGAAAAAGCAGAGCAAAAAAGCAGAAAGGAAGUCACAAAAGAAUACACAGGAUAACCGGCUUGGAAACAUUAAACCAAGAAGUCGACAGCGAUAGCGAGAUAAAAAACCAUUUAAAAAUAAUCAGCCACAACGUCCACGUGUUACCAUCACAACUCAAUUCACUGGUCGAUAACACCGUUAAGCCCACGGUGUAUUUAGAAGAAAGUUCAUCAUGUAGCGAGCUAGGAAAAGAAAGCCACGAGAGUACUUGUCCGAAUUUCCUGGCCAUUCAUUCUUCGUCUGGCCACAUUCUGGAAAUGUUGAGCGGAGAAGAAGCCGAAGUGGAAGGAGACGCCGAAGGCAGUUACUCCUCGAGGAUGAGCAAUAAGUCCGAGAAGAACAUGGCGGAUUUCGACGGGGAGGAUUCCGUUUGCGAGGACGAACUGGCCCGAUUGACCGAACAAGCGGCUAUGAACAUUCACGUGUUCAAUCACUCCAUCGAAAAGUCGCCGGUUCGAGUGGAUUUGAGAAUGUCGUCGUGUUUCAAAGUGGACAACGUCUGUCAACCGGGCAACACGUUGUUGUGGGACCUCCUGCAGGACGAGAAAAUUUGCCAGCUAGGCGAAGGGCUGGCCCUCGAAGCCGAGAAAACGUUGUGUAAUCUAAUAUGCUACACCACAGAUAAGGAGAUUAGAAUGAAAUUCAUAGAGGGGUGUCUGAAUAACCUCGCUAACAAUACGUCUGUAAUAGUUUCUCUGCGCAUGCUGCCCAAGUUACUAACGUCGUUUCGCGGUUUGGAUAUGCAUCACGUAACUCAUUGGGCCGAUCGGCAACAUCACAUGAUGACCCAUUUCUUUAAUAACUUGAAAGUUUAUACAGCGAAUCCCAAGAAAUCAUUGCCCAUGUACACUCACCAGAUGCAAGUGCAAGUCCGCUUGCAUUUUCUAUCCGCCGUAUUCUCACCAGUUGUUUCUCCUAACCAUUUUAAGUUAACAACGGAUCAAGUGGAUAUUCUGUGGGAAUGUUUAGCUCACGAUAGCGAAUGUUCGGACGAAUUGUUCAGCUGGUUGCUGUCUCAGACCAAGACCAACGAGUUGUACGCUUUGAAAAUCGACGCCCUGCGUCGCUUGUACAUUCACCAUUUACCUAGUUUACCGCCCGAGAAGUUCAGCAUGAUUUGUCUCAGUCUAUUUCAACAGUUAUGUAGUUUGAACAACUUGUUAACUAACGAUUCGGACAACAAGAAGGAAAACCAGAACGUCGGUAUGGGGCAUAUGUGGAAAAUAGCUUUAAAAGCUUCAAAUACUGAGGUAAGCAUGGCCGCUAUCCAAUACAUAAACAGUUAUUACAUGGGGCACAAUCUCCAACACGAAGGUCAAUUUGUUUGGCAAUGCAUGACGCAUCUAAAAGAGGCUUCGGAGGAUCUGACAGCAGGAAGUACUGGAACCGAGGAGGGUUCUUUGUUAUGCAUACAGAGAGCGCUUUUGUUGAUGAAGACGCACAUAGAAACGUUCAGGAAAAGAUACGCAUUUCAUCUGCGAAAAUGGGCCUUAGAAGGCAGAGGUAUCGGUAGCCAUUCGGCUUCGUUGAGCGACAAACCGAGCACUCCAUUUCGCAUCAUAGUUCAAUCCGGAAGCUCUUCAGAAAGAUGUUACCUGGAUUUGUUUAAUACGGAUUACGUGGCCGAAUUAAGAGCUGAAAUAGUCAAAUGGUGUGAAAAUAUUCAGCAUAUGAAAGGGGAUUCGAACGAAACGAAAACCAAACCUGGUGAGACUUGGAUCAGGAUAAUUACCCAAGGCCAAGAAGUGACUAUCGACUGUGAUGAAAAAACCCUAUCUGAAAUGGGUUUUAAAGACAACCAGAUGGUGUACAUAUCGGUAGGGAUGUCUAGAAACAUGAAAAAGCGAGAGUGCAUGGACGCUCCUUCGUUACAUCCGCCGCCUCCUAGGGAAUGCUUGCCUACAUUACUCUUAUUGCAACCCAAUUACUUUGAACAAUUGUUUUCUUUAAUGCACACGUUAAGUUCGUUAAAAAUUCAAAUCAAAGGCGGACGCCAUUUACCGCACACGAAGGCUCAAGUGCUCAGCAGACGCGUGUGGGAGAUACUCAGUUUGCUACCCACCAGCCCUAAAGUCUUGCGGGGGUUCAAAUAUCUAGACAUACCUUUAUCGGAAUUAUUAGACCCUUCUAGCGCCCAGAAAUUAAUGUAUUCGCUGUAUAUAAUCGAAUCGUUGAGUGCGAAAAUGUACAAAGGUAAAUAUUCGGACGAAGAAGGUGCGGAGGAAUCUUGGACGAGGAAAUUCGUCAAGCACGGCGGGCUUAGCCAUUUGUUCGAUAUAUUUAUGUCAGGUAUAUUACAAAGGGAAGGAGGCGAUUGUUCCGAUUGGCAACAAGACUGUUUGGCGUCGCUUUUGAAAAUCCUGUGCCAUUUGGGCGUCGAGACGGUCUCGCCUGAAUCCGUCAAGCCACGGAGCGAUAAAAUAAUCAUACCGGAUCUCAACGCGUGCUUUUUAGCGUUAAUAGAAGCUAAAUCUAUGAUGGAAAAAAUUACUAGUAUUUUAGAAGAAGCAUCCAGACCUAAAGACGUGAAUCAUUACAAAACCGGUUUCUGGGGUAGAGCGCAAGUAGUGCACUACGCUAUGGCCCUCCUGGUCUCUUGGUUGCAUUGCUGCGAAGAAGCCAGAGUCGAAUUGUUUCACUCCAGUAAUUUCUCCGAUUGGUUGCAACGAUUGGUGUUAGAAGAUCCCGAACCGGCGGUGAGAAGGGAAGUAUGCUCGGCCGUUUACAGAUUAUGCUUAGGCAUACCGGCCAAUCGGGAUCCAUUGGACAAUUGCCUCAUAGCCCCCAUGCUAUCGCACCUGCUGCUCUACAUAGACAAAGCGGAGAACAUGAGGCCGCAGAAACUGGAGGCGUUGCAGGCGCCGGAAGAGGGCAAAGAACCGUACGGGCCGGCCUGUCGCGAUUACUUUUGGCUCAUAUCCCGUCUGGUGGACAGCCUGCCGGACGAUUUGAUUCGAGAGAGUCUCGACGAUCCGCAGAAUUGCGUGAUAGACAUCAACGGUUUGACGGAGAGAGUGGCCCGGUCGAUACUCGACAGGGAUUUCCUCGAGACGAGACAUCACACGGUCGACGACGACGGGUUGAUCGGCUUGUUGAAUUUGAUGACCAAUUUGCUGAAGCACAAAUUCGCCUUUCAAACCGGCAAAACCGGACAAACGCUGUUGUGCGAGGUGUUCAACUUCCUCUUCGCUCUACCUAGCCCGAAGCUUAGGCACGUGCCGAAGUGCAAAUCUCCCAGAUCGAGGACGGCCGCGUUCGAUUUGCUGGUCGAAUUGGUCAAAGGGUGUCCGGAAAACUACGCAAUACUUCACGAUAAGCUGUUGAAACAGCACCAGCCGGGUCCCAACUCGCCUUACCCGUGGGAUUAUUGGCCCCACGAAGACGGUAGAUCAGACUGCGGUUACGUCGGUUUAACGAAUUUAGGAGCGACCUGUUACAUGGCCUCCUGCAUGCAACACUUGUACAUGAUGCCCCAAGCUAGGGCGUCCAUUCUAGCUGCCAACACCGACCAAGCGAAGCACGAGCCGACGCUCAAAGAACUCCAGCGCAUGUUCGCCUACCUCCUCGAGAGCGAACGCAAGGCCUACAAUCCGCGGAGCUUCUGCAAAGUCUACUCGAUGGACCACCAGCCUCUCAACACAGCCGAACAAAAGGACAUGGCGGAGUUUUUCAUCGAUUUGGUGAGCAAACUGGAGGAGAUGACGUCGCCGUUGAAGGAGGUGGUCAAGAAUCUAUUUUGCGGCGUCAUCAGCAACAACGUGGUGUCGCUGGACUGCGACCACGUCAGCAGGACCUUGGAGGAAUUUUACACGGUCAGAUGCCAAGUGGCGGAUAUGCGUAACCUCUACGAAUCGCUGGACGAAGUCACGGUUAAGGAUACGCUGGAAGGCGACAAUAUGUACACGUGUUCGCAGUGCGGGAAAAAAGUGAGGGCCGAGAAGAGGGCUUGCUUCAAGAAACUGCCUCACAUACUUUGUUUCAACACGAUGCGAUACACUUUCAACAUGCUGACGAUGCUCAAAGAGAAGGUCAACACGCAUUUCUCGUUCCCGUUGAGACUGAACAUGGCCGGUUACGUGGAAAAGCAGCUCAUGCCGCAGCAUUAUCAAGAGGAGAAACAGAAUAGCAGUGAGAAUAUAGCUGAAACUGACGAAGAGCAGUACGAGUACGAUCUAAUCGGCGUCACUGUACAUACAGGUACGGCCGAUGGAGGUCACUAUUACAGUUUCAUCAAAGACAGAACGGCGAGUUCGCGAGAUAAAUGGUUUCUGUUCAACGACGCCGAGGUGAAACCGUUCGAUCCCAACCAGAUCGCGGCGGAAUGUUUCGGCGGGGAAAUGACCAGCAAAACCUACGACAGCGUGACCGAUAAAUUCAUGGAUUUCAGUUUCGAAAAGACCAACAGCGCCUACAUGUUGUUCUACGAACGGUGUCCCCGUAACGAAUCAACCACUCAAAGAAGUCCUUCUACUACCGGCGAGACGGGCGAGAACGUGCCCAGCUCUCCCUCGCCGGCGAUGACCAUCGAAUUGAGCAAAGAAUUGGAGGAUUGGAUAUGGCAGGAUAACAUGCAUUUCAUUCAAGACAAGAACAUUUUCGAGCACACUUACUUCAAUUUCAUGUGGCAAAUUUGCGGCUACAUACCCCAAACCAUUUUACCCAUCGAGCCUAACAUCACCCAAAAGGCCGCGCAAUUAUCAACGACGUUUUUCAUAGAAACCUUCAUUCACGCUAAAGAGAAACCGACGAUGGUGCAAUGGGUGGAAUUGGUUACGAAGCAGUUCAACGCGUGCCAGGAGGCGUGCAUUUGGUUCCUCGAUCACAUGGCCCAGGACACUUGGUGGCCCGUACAGGUGCUACUGAAAUGCCCCAAUCAAAUGGUCAGGCAAAUGUUCCAAAGGCUGUGCAUACACGUCAUACAGAGGCUGAAGCAGUCGCACGCGAAGCUGUAUUUGCGCAUGGAGGACGGCAAAGAGUGGAACCGCGACGACGACGGCAACGUCGAGCCGGCGAAAAUCGGCAACGCUUCGUGCGUGACGAGGUUCAUAAAAACCCUGUUUUCGCUGAUGGAACACGGCGCCAAGGCGCACUUGAAGCAUCUAACCGAAUACUUCGGUUUCCUCUACGAGUUCAGUAAAAUGGGCGAGGAGGAAUCCAAGUUUUUGCUGGCCGUCGGCGCCAUUCAUUCUAUGGUACACUUUUACCUGGGCCAAAAGAGCAACGAAUUUGUAGACGUUAGCGAAGGUGAAGAGGAAGAAGAAGUGGUAUCUCUACCAUCGGACAAGUACAAACCGGCGUCUCUGGACAAAAUGAUAACUUUAAUAGCAUCGUUGGUGGAGAAAAGCCGCGAUUCGCUGGGCAAAUUGCAAUUGAGCGAAAAGGACUACGCCGCUAUAGUGGGCGGAAAGGGUUUCACGUUUUUCUAUCAACAAAUCAAAGACAACAUCAACUUACAGCAAACGCGCAAUCUCAUCCAUUCGAUUUGCAAAGGCAACAAUCAAUUGGCCCAACUGAUUAUCUGCAUGAUAUCCCAAGCCAUAUCCAGAAAUUCGGAGAGCUGCCAGCCGUUUUUCAAAAUGCUGACGCUCCUGACGGAGACGAGCGCCCAGAAUUCCUCGCAGCAACCGUGCUUCACGCAACUGGUGCUGCAGAAGGUCUGGGACGCCGCCGAGUGUUGCCCCUACUUGGCGCUGGACUGGCUGGCGCUGCAGGUCACCAGGAACCGCUUGGUGCACUCGUGGGUGCUCGGCUCCAUGGACUCCUGGCUGGAGCACUUUCUCAUCACGCAUAACAAUCAAAGAGUUAGAAAUACGGCUGGUUAUUUGUUGGUUUCUUUGGUACCUAGUACGCCUUUCAGGCAAGGUUUCAGGGCUACGCAUCGUUCUAACCGCGAGCCUCAGCUAUCUUCGGAAGCUACAACGGUUUUGCACCAAAUUUACACGGCUCUCUUAAGACUGUUACCGGCUGCUAAGCAUUAUACAGACAUGCAACAGCACGGCACGAUGAAAUUGACCACCUAUUUCGCGCUAUUGAUGUAUUGUUGUAUUUCGAGGACCGAAAAACUAAUGUUCGGUCAGUAUUUUAUACAAUUGUGGCAUUUAUUUCAUCCGAAAUUAUCGGAACCGUCCAUUCCCGCUUAUCACAACAAACAAACCUUAUUGGCCUUUUGGAAUCACGUGUGUACAGAUUGCCCGGAGAAUAUUCAGUUGAUGUUGCAAAACGCCCACGUCACUAAGAACAUCGCCUUCAAUUACAUUCUAGCGGAUCAUGACGAUCAAGAGAUUGUGAUGUACAAUAGGGCGAUGUUGCCCGCCUAUUAUGGUUUACUGAGAAUGAUGUGCCAACAAUCGAGGGCUUUCACUAGGAGCCUGGCCCAACACCAGAAUUUGCAAUGGGCUUUUAAGAACAUUACGCCGCACCCGACUCAAUAUCCUCAGGCUGUGGAGGAAUUGUUCAAGCUAAUGCAAUUGAUGGUGAUCAAACAUCCCGAUGCUUCCGAAGCGGAACAAAGGGAGAUUUACAGUUUCAGAAAAAACACAUUGAUGACAUACUUACAGUGUCUCGAUGGAAGAACCAGUUGGGGUACUCUAAUAUCAGCUUUUAGGAUAUUACUCGAAACUAACGAUGAUAAAUUAUACGUAGUUUACAACGGCGGAUUACAAAUUGUUUUCGAAUGUUUCCAAAAUUUGCAUUUGAUGUUACACGAAGCCACGGCUUGUCACGUCGUGGGCGACAUGCUCGACAUACUGACCAUCAUGCAGGAUUUGACGCAAUGCAUCAGGAUGUACAGGGAUAGCAAAGACGCCAGGGGCAUCCUGUUGGCGACGAAGGACUGGCUGGAAGUGCUGAGGAAGCUGGCGACAUUGCUGAAUACGUACAAUCCGCCGGAAAUGAGAUCUCUUUGUAUAGAAGUACUUAAAGAAUUCGUGGUGAUAAUGACGUCGGAGACGAUGCACGUUCUCGUACCUUUGCUGUCGCACUGCCAUUCGGCGUUUCAGGAUAGCCAGGACGCCGUGCCGUUGGGUCCGUAUUUCCCAAGGAAGGGCCAUUCGUUGCCGAUAUUGACGAGCAAAGGCGGCGCGAGGCCGCUCAGGCCCAUGGUCCAGAUGACCGUGCCCCACAAUCAACUAGAGUGCAGCAGGGGCGUUGAUGCGGAAUACGAUGCGGCAUUAGACAAAUUCUACGGUCCAUAUCACGAUUUCAUCGAUGUCAUAUUUAGGUUAGCUGUGAAUAACGACUCUGUUCCUGAAGUACUGAUUAAUUUAAGCGCUGUCGUCGGAUUCGAGGCUGUUCCUUUACAUUCCACGUAUUUUCCCAAAUUAUGGUUGGACAUAUACAAGGCCCAAAAUAUCGAUAGAAAAUAUAUAAAUAUGUUAACGAAUUGUAAUUAUUUCGUCGAUUACGUCGACGCUGUGUUGCUCUACGAACGAUCCGCUUUAACGGUGGAUAUCAUUUACGAAUUCUUGACCGUCUUCUUCCCGAAAGUAUCGGCGCACGUUUUAUCGGAACAAACGUUGACGAUGAUCGAUAACACAGUGGUAUCGCUCAGCGAGCAAAUCGACUCGUUGAACGUUAUAAAAGUGGCCAAAAGACUCACCGGAGACGUGAGAGCGUUGAUUUUAGUGUACAAAAGCCCCGAGGCGGUGGCGCCGCCGUUGCUGUUCAAAACGCUGACGGAGUUGCAGAAUAAAAUUAAAACGGAAUUAUCGAAAUUGGAAGUCAAAAAAGAUAAAUCCGAAGAGGUUGCGAGCCGGAGCGAGCCGAAGGCGGGAAGCGCCGCGGCGGGUUGUUCGAAGGAAGGCGGCGAAGAGGCGGCGCCGGCGGAGGAGAGUUCGAAUAAAAGCGGCGAGAGCGAUGCGAAGCCUCAGCGUUCUACCGACGACAAGGGCAAGGCGGAGGAUAAAAGCGGGAAGUUGUUCGGGCCCGUGGAUGAUUUAGAAAUGUUAAGUAAAUCGGUGAACGAGCUUAUCGAAAUCGUUAAAAAGGAUGUUUAG